AUGGCAUCUCUUCUGAACUCUGAAAUUCACAUCUUCCUGUUAACUUCGUGGCUAACCCAGCAGGUGACCACAGAGCCCAUCAUACUAGACAUGGCUUCCACUGUAUUUGAUGAUCAGUAUGAGGGCUGUGUCAAAGAAAUGGAGCAAAAGGCACUCCAGAUGUUAAAAGAAGACUUCAACAUGAGUGAAACAUUCAAAGCUGCUUGGGAAGAGGCAGAGAAACACUGGAAGAUGAAAGCAGGGAGCUAUCCCAGCGGUUUCAAUGAUUUCCAUGGGACAGCUCUAGUGGCCUACACUAUGGAAGCCAUUUUCACAGAUUUUAACAAUGCAACAAGAAAAUUCACAAUUAAUUCUAGCCACUGUUAUUAUUACAGGGCCUUCCAUUAUUACUUAACAAGAGCUCUUCAGCUUCUAAGUAAUCCAAAUUGCUACACAGUUUUUAGAGGCACUCAAAUAAAAUUUGGUUACAGUGGGAAGGGUAGUGUACGAUUUGGGCAGUUUACUUCAACAUCUUUGAGUAAAAGCGAAGCUGAACGUUUUCUAAAACAUGGUGGAACGUUGUUUGUUAUUGACACCUGUUUGGGUGUUGAAAUCAAAGAGUUCUCAAAGUUCCCUGAUGAAGAAGAAGUGUUAAUUCCGGGAUAUGAGGUGUAUCACAGAGUCUUCACAUCACCAACUAAAGAAAUACCACUUACAAAGUACAACACAAUUUAUCUUAAGUCUCCCCAAAGAGAGAACAGCACCUACAAUUGCUACUAUUAUAACAAACUCAAGAGCAGCUCAGGAACCCUAGGAAUCCCUGUGCUGCUCCUGCUGCUACUGCUGCCUGGUCUCCUGGUCCAGCUGCUUUUUCCAGAUGAGUUAUAG
Molecule: messenger RNA, 867 nt
Organism: Nannospalax galili (Upper Galilee mountains blind mole rat)
Lineage: Eukaryota; Metazoa; Chordata; Mammalia; Rodentia; Spalacidae
Product: T-cell ecto-ADP-ribosyltransferase 1-like
Exons: 3
Coding region: 1-867 (288 amino acids)
Molecular function (GO): NAD+ poly-ADP-ribosyltransferase activity; NAD+-protein-arginine ADP-ribosyltransferase activity
Source: RefSeq, a predicted model, not a curated record